UCCCUUCUGAGCCACACCUCAGGGUCCACCCACACCACAGUGACCACACCUGCUCUAAUGGCAGCAUGGCUCAAGGAGGACUGAAGAAGAAAUCUGGCAAGUUUGUUCCUCCUUCUUCAAAGUCUAAAGGAAACAAAAGCAGCAGUAGCAGUGCCAGUGGCUCGAAAAAACCUCAAAAGACUAGGAAAGGACCUCAUUAUAUUGCACCAAAGAAAGCCAGACUAGUUGCAGCUGAGAAAGUAAAAUCUAAUCUUCGUAAAGCCAUUGGACGAAAGAUUGAAGAAGAACUUGUAACACAAGCUUCAAGCGAAGGAGAGAAUCUACGAGUACUUAACACGUCUCUAAAGAAAAAAGGGAAGAAUUCUUGAGGCAAACUUUUAUUCUUAUUUAAACUCUAACGUUACCUAUUAAAUACAUAGUACAACAUAUUAGGGAAGUAAUUUAGCAUAAAUGUUCGUGUAAUAAUCAUGUCAUCACUUGGUUUGUUAGGAGAGUAUGGUUCAGGAUCAAGUGGGAGUGAUGACGAGGCAGCAGGAACUGCAAAUACAGAGGAAAGUUUAUCUAACAGAGCUUGUAGUAGUAAAGUUGGAAUAGAGCACAGUUAUUUUAAUGCUGAUGAUAUAGAUAGCGCUAGUGAUACUGGUAGUUCUGAGUAUAGCCUUUCACCUGGCCCUGUUGAUAGUCCACUGGCUCCUGAUGCAGCUAAUUCUAAGCCUUUACCAUUACCUCAACUUGAUGACAUACACUGUGGAAUCAUUAAAGCUGAGCCUGGCUCAGUCUUUUCUAAUCCUUUUAAAGAAGCUGAGGAGACUAAACUUUUAGCCCUCAAGCAGCAUGUUGCUUUGGGUCCAGCAGAAGUACCAGUUGAUAAAACAAAGAAUGAAAGAUCAUUUAGAGGAAAGAGACGGAGGCGACAAGGAGAUCAAGAAGAGACUGGAUCGUUUGACAAAUAUGAUUCUAGUAUUAAGAGAGGAAAAAUGAACCGUCCAAAAUCUGGAGUAGCUCCGGGACUGGUCCCACCACAGAAGUAUAUGAAGCUUCAUCAACGUCAACAAGAAAAGGAGAGGCCUUGGACAGUAAAAAGAUCAUCCAAUUAAUGUAGCUGAGAUGUAAAUUGUGUAGAUCUAUUGUAUGAAUGUUUAAUUGAAUUGGUCUAUGUAGACUCUACCAUUGUUUUUUAUGUGUAUAUUAUCAAAAGUACUGAAGGGUAGUUCUUAUAAAUAAUAAUUAUAACCCUGUUGAAUCUACAAAAAUGUAAAGUUGGCAUUGUAAAGUGAGUGGGCGUUGCUGAGACUAGUGAGAUGGAUCCUGAAGUUCUGGAAGAGUUGUGUAGGCCGUUGCGAGACCUCUCGCUGAAUGAUGUCGAGUUAACUGGGGAAGAGUUAGGCCGUGGAGCUUAUGGUGUCGUAUUAGAAGUCAAAGUUAGUGGGUUCUCUUGUGCUGGAAAGAAGCUUCAUGAUGCCAUAGCAGGGGAAUUUUUAGUAAAAAGUUUUGUGAAUGAGUGUGUGAAUCACAGCCAUCUCCGCCACCCAAACAUUGUACAGUUGAUGGGUGUAUAUUUUCCACCUGAUUCUACUAUUCCUAUACUUGUGAUGGAGCGUCUUCAAGUUUCGCUUGCUCAAUGCCUGAUUGAAGCUACUUUGCCUCUUAAACUAAAAUACAGCAUCCUUCUUGAUAUUGCGAAUGGGUUGAAUUACUUUCAUCAUAGAACACCACCUAUUAUACAUCGUGAUCUCACUGCUCAAAAUGUAUUACUCACAAAAUCUUUCACAGCUAAAAUAGCGGAUCUUGGUGUGUCUAGAAUUAUUGAUCCUGGUAGGCCACGUAGUCACACAGAUGUACCUGGCAAUCCUGCAGUUAUGCCUCCUGAAGCAUUUGAUGAUCAGCCUUAUGAUUAUAAGCUUGAUGUAUUUUCUUAUGGCUGUCUGAUCAUUCACACAUUUAAUCAAGAAUGGCCGUUUCCUGUCAGUCAGUUAUCAAUUGAUCCUUUGAGUGAGUGGCAACGAAGAUUCACACAUUUUUUGAAAAUGGGAAUGUGUCAUCCACUGAUACCAGUAACUAGAAGCUGCUUGCAUGAUGACCCAGCUAAACGACCAGAUAUGAACCAUCUCAUAUACAUGUAUGUUGUACAAUCUACUUCAGAUAAUUUACCUGAUGAUGGCACUCGAGUUGGGGAUCUUGGUCACCUAUAUGAUAUGAUCAUUUCGAAGAAAGAGCAAAAAUCAGAGUAUGAAAUGUCGCAGAGAUUGCACCAUGAUGUUUGGUCUAGUGCUGUUAGGUCUAGUGCUGUUAGGUCUAAAAGUGGAAAAGCAUUGUCAUUUUCAUGUGAAGACAUUCAUAGUGCAGCAAAUGAGUGUGAAAAUCAAAAUGACAUGGACCUGUGCCUGGCAAUUCAGAAUCCAAAUUUAUUGCAAGAUGAUGUACAUCUACAUGUAUCUCCCAGUGGUAAAUAUUAUGAAAGUAAGUAUAAAAUUUAACAAUUUAUGCACUAGGUUUUUAAAGAAAAUUUCAAAAUCAAGCAACUUCAAAGGUUUUUAGGCAGAAGCGUUUAAGGCCACAAUCGUCCAUCUCAAACUUCACUACUUCUCCUCAAAAACAACAAUCUGUCGAGGAUGAUCCUCCUAUGCUUUGUCGUAGCUCACCUGUUGUAACAUCUAGGGAGUCAAUUUCAGUCUUCACAAUCCAUACAUAAUGGGCGUGUCUCUUCGGUUGCUUCUACCAGUAACAAUUGUUCUCCAGUUCUUCAUUGUAAUUCACCAAUUUUGACACCAUUCAGUUCACAGCCUCUUUCUUUCGACUCUGAACCAAACUCUCCGAUUGCUACACCGCCAAUUAUUCAUAAACGAAGAUCUCAACUAUAUUGCCAGAUUGAUUCAGCAUGUUCUAAGUCCCCAUACAGUUCACCAAUUUUACCUAACAAAUUUGCAUUUUCUUCAGAGAAAGGCUUGUCACCUCGUUUGUCAAGUAAUAGAAAAAUGAAAUAUAAACAAAAAGAUGAACAACAACAUGAAUUAAUGUUUAAUUUUGAUGAGGAUACAUCACACCCAAGGUCACGUGAUUCAACAAAAGUAUUACCUUGCUUGAAUAAAAGUGAAGUCACUUCACAAUUUCAAAAUUUGCACGACUCUCAUGAAGUCACUCCUUUAUUGUAUCCUUUUGACCCUAAUUCACCAAGAUGGAUAACACGUCAAUCUAACCCUCAUGAGUGGUAUUAUCACAAAAUAAGUAAUGCAACUGCAGAAGUAAUACUAUUGGAAAGGGAAAGAAAGAAUGGAAAUUUUAUUGUUCAUUCUAAUUCCAAUGGAGAAUAUUACUUGUUAGUGUGUUUUGAACAGAAGGCAAUUCACAUGAGGAUAUUCAAGGACAUGAAUGAAAAAUUCUUCCUGGAUGGUCUGUAUUGCAAUAAUAAAAAGAGUUUUGAUGGUCUUGAUGAACUUGUAAAUUAUUACAGAGAGAUACCUUUGGUUGUGGAAGACAAAUUGAUUGUACUGACUGAUUUAUAGAAAUCCCAAGAUUAUUAAAUAUUUAUUAUUACUGGUACUUUAAUGGAUUUUAAGUGAAUAAAUUUCUAUUUUUUAUUCACAUACAUGUAAUGGUACAUAUCUCAUACUGAAAUAAUUUGUAUAAGGGCAUGUGUAUGCAAAUUUUUAGAAGAAAAUGUAUAGGAGAAAGCUGAA
This is a messenger RNA of Amphimedon queenslandica, 3677 nucleotides long. Its product is annotated as serine/threonine-protein kinase CTR1-like. Gene Ontology annotation, molecular function: protein serine/threonine kinase activity; ATP binding. Gene Ontology annotation, biological process: protein phosphorylation. NCBI's taxonomy places the organism in Eukaryota, Metazoa, Porifera, Demospongiae, Haplosclerida, Niphatidae. The coding region runs from base 1302 to 2477 and encodes 391 amino acids. The transcript is spliced from 13 exons. The record is from RefSeq and is a predicted model, not a curated record.